Messenger RNA from Mytilus trossulus (common blue mussel), 3347 nucleotides. RefSeq lists its product as uncharacterized. Lineage: Eukaryota; Metazoa; Mollusca; Bivalvia; Mytilida; Mytilidae. The record is from RefSeq and is a predicted model, not a curated record. Gene Ontology annotation, biological process: positive regulation of voltage-gated potassium channel activity; regulation of synaptic transmission, cholinergic; sleep. The coding region runs from base 278 to 721 and encodes 147 amino acids. The transcript has 3 exons.
CAUCAGUUCAGGUGAGUGGUGGAUACAGUAAGACAAGAAAGGGAUCAAUAACGCAGGGUUAUUUCUUAACUCAGAUUGAUUGUCUCUGGUCAUGUGACAACUUUUUAAUGCUGUUCUAUAAAUUGAAUUUUUGUGUUGUUUUAGAUCUUGCUGUGCUGGAAUUGGUAUCUGAAUAUAGAUGAUAGUGAUAUGGAUUAAAAAGAUUACGAACUAUGUUUAGUACAUAUUAACUGUAUUAUGACUAUUGGAUAAUUGUUUGUUUCUUAGACAAUGCAGAAUGAAUGUCUAUUCCUGCUACUUAGCUCAGAUUUUAUUAUUUUUAUUCUAUGACACCGUUGAUGCUAUAGACUGCUAUGUGUGCACAUCGCUAGAUAAAGAUAAUAAACUAUGCAUGGACGGAUUUAAGAAGAAUCUAGCAACAUCAAUCUAUAUAUCUCGAAAAUGUGACUUCGAUUUUUUCAAGGCUACUCACUGUAUAAAGCUCAAAGGAGUGAGAGAGGAUGGAACAGAAAUAUUAGUUCGACAGUGUGGUGACAAUGAUUGGGGUAGCCAUUGUGGUGACAUCAUGUAUACAAAUGGCGACUCGGGUACAGAGCGAAUUAAUGGAUGUUUAGAAACAUGUGACCAUGAUGGAUGCAAUACUGCAAACCAAAUGUUUACAUUUCAAACAUGUAUAUUCACUUUACUUCCUUCAUUAAUGCUUGGCAUAUUUCGGUUGUGAUAAUUAUUGGUGCAUUUAAAAAAACAGAGGUGAAUCUUGUUUCAGGAUUACGUUUCGAAGAUAAUCCAAGGGUUGAACUCAGUAUUAUAAAAACGGAUUAGAGUAUUUGUAACAUGUCGUUAACAAAGAGUGUGUACAAAUUAUGCUAACAUUCGAAGUAUGAUGAAGGUCAACAGCAAAAACAACGAAGCAUCGAAGAGACGUCAAAAGCCAGAAACAGACUGAGAAAUUUACUUUUUUAUCUUCCGAAAUUUUCAAAUGUAUCAUAUUUAUAAUCUAUGCAUUUUGUUGUUGUGUACUGUCAUUGACACAAAUUUGUCGUCCUUGUAAUUUGUAAUUAUUGAAUCACUUUACUGAUGGAGAUUGCAACCUGAAUAAUGCCUGGUUAACUAUUAGCUUUAAAACGAGAGAUCAGUGUAAACAUAUUUACUAACGGCACAUUUUAGAGUAGGGGAAACGACACUCUAUGUUUAUUAGCCUUAUUACUUCCCCUGUGCUUAGACUAGCAGCUGCGAUGUAAGUUCAAUAGUGUGUUAAUCUCCCUUAGCUCAUAAAAGCGUGUGUAUCGGGAUUUUUAUCUGCACUUCACAUUUGCAAAUCCUCCUAAAAAUGUUUUAUAAUUUGACAGAACGAUAAAACAUCUUUAGGACAUAAUGCAACGGUGUACCUCCUUUAUCGCAUUGUAAAUUCAAAUAAUUUUUGGGUUUGCAAUAGCAAAACAAAGAACUUGCCUGAUCAAAUGAAGGGCGUCAGUAUCUGGUGUUCAAACCACGACGCCUCAUCUUGUAAUUUUGGUUUGCACUAUUUUAGUGGAUCUCUUGCAGCAAUGACUUUGAUACUUAUACACUAGAGGGUAUACUACCUCAGGUUACAAGACUUGAUUCCAAUUAUAUUUCAAAGACUUUUCUGUACGCAAUGAUACCGUGUACCUUCUAUAACUAUUCUAUUGUCAUACCAAAAGAAUUCCCAUAGGAAGACACGAUCAUAGACGUAUAGACGCAAAAGUGGUGCAAGGAUUUACAUUUGUGAGCUUUGUUACAUAUAACAAAUUAUAAUUUACUUGAACAACUUCGUUGAAACUGGUUUUUUUAUGGAUUGUCAGCAAUGUGAUUUUGGCAUUGUCGGAUGAAGGAGACAUGCUCUGAUAUUUUUUUUUUAAUAAUAAAUAUGAGUGAUUUAACUUGAGCUAUCAUACACUGGACACUUCUAAAAUUGAUGUUCACACAGUUUUCCGAUGUCAGAUGAGAUAAGACGUGGAAUGUUUGGAGCUUAAAUUGAGAUUAUCUACCUAUGUAUACUGUUAGAUAUUAAUCUAUUCUGCAUACUGCUGCACUACCUCAUCAGUUAUUGUCGUAUGCCGCCAUAUCUUGAUGUGUUUUUGUGUUUAGAGAAUAUGUGUUCAUUGCUUAUCUUUGACAGGUGUCUGUUAAAUAUAUUCACUUCAUUUUAUUGUGACGAUAGUGAACUUGCCAUUUUAUGCGGACAUCUGUCUUUUGUAAGAGACUGAGUCUUCUAAUCGAAUUUUAGUUUGGCUUCGUUUUUGUUAACAUGUACUCUACGGAAAAGUAAAAUGGGAAUUUGAUGACUCCUACUGUUUCGUUCUUAGGACGACGAUUUGAGUUCUUUUCUUCAAAGCAAAAGCAAUGACUAGUAAAGAUUUACACGUUCUUAUAUGCAUAUAUGACCGUCCUAUUUGUUUCUUUUCCAGUUGAUUUUUUUUAAAUCUUUUUAUCCUUUGGAGUCUCAUUUUGACAUGUGCUUCUGCAACUAGCGUGAGGUUGAUUUUUGUUUAGGUCAAAGAUUUUCUAAUAAAUUUUGAAAGAGGUUAAAUGAUUAUAGCUUAACUUUUUCACGAUAUUUUUCUCCAUUCACAUGUAAGGAAAAAUAUCCACGAGACAACGAUGAAAUAAUAUAUGACUACGAAAAUCGAAAUCUAGAUAAAUGUACAUGUUAUCUAUAGAAACCCGUACCAAAACAAUGGUUGAUUUUAAACGUCGGUAAAAUUCAUUGUUAAAUGCGCCCCAUUUUUUUAGAUCAUUUUUCUGUGGUUGUCAAAUCAUGGAACCUGGUACAUUGCUUCAAUAAUGCGAAGUCCUCACAUUUUGACAAAUGUACUCCUCAUUGUGAUAUCUUAAAUGGUAUUACUGUUCACUGGGAAACUAUUCAUUACUGUCGACCGAACCUGAUACUUGUAAUCUAAAUGAAAUUGUGAGAUACAAGUCUGAUGGGUAAACAUGUUUGGAGUCCAACUUACAGAGGAAGCUGUUUAAGUGAGACUAUGACUUAUUGGUUAUAAAUUAAUGAAUACACGAACAUUUUCAAAUUUUUGUCUGAUAAAAGAUAUAUAUACUUUUUUCCUACUGAAUAACCCAUAAUGCAGUGUGACCCCUGUGUUUUUCUGUUGUUUGCAUAUCUUGUAACAUGUUAUAUUUUAGUUUUGGUUGGAUUACAUGCUUGAAGUCAUGACAAUGUUAAAGGAGUGCCAUAAUUUAAGAAGGUUGACACUUUAUGAUAUGUAAAAGAUUUUUAUUGUAUGUAUCAUCAAUAUAUUUUAUCACCAGUUGUUUGUCUAAUAUCACUUGUUGCUUGCCGUUAUUCUUAUUAUGAUAUUAAAUUGCGUCAAGGU